AUGGGGCUCCCGCGCGGGUCGUUCUUCUGGCUGCUGCUCCUGCUCACGGCUGCCUGCUCGGGGCUCCUCUUUGCCCUGUACCUCGGCGUGCAGCGGUACCCGGGGCCAGCGGCCGGAGCCAGGGACACCACAUCAUUUGAAGCAUUCUUUCAAUCCAAGGCAUCGACUUCUUGGACAGGAAAGGGCCAGGCCUGCCGACACCUGCUUCACCUGGCCAUUCAGCGGCACCCCCACUUCCGUGGCCUGUUCAAUCUCUCCAUUCCAGUGCUGCUGUGGGGGGACCUCUUCACCCCAGCGCUCUGGGACCGCCUGAGCCAACACAAAGCCCCGUAUGGCUGGCGGGGGCUCUCUCACCAAGUCAUCGCCUCCACCCUGAGCCUUCUGAACGGCUCAGAGAGUGCCAAGCUGUUUGCCCCGCCCAGGGACACCCCUCCAAAGUGUAUCCGGUGUGCCGUGGUGGGCAACGGAGGCAUUCUGAAUGGGUCCCGCCAGGGUCCCAACAUCGAUGCCCAUGACUAUGUAUUCAGACUCAAUGGAGCUGUGAUCAAAGGCUUCGAGCGCGAUGUGGGCACCAAGACUUCCUUCUACGGUUUCACUGUGAACACGAUGAAGAACUCCCUCGUCUCCUACUGGAACCUGGGCUUUACCUCCGUGCCACAAGGACAGGACCUGCAGUAUAUCUUCAUCCCCUCAGACAUCCGCGACUAUGUGAUGCUGAGAUCGGCCAUUCUGGGCGUGCCUGUCCCUGAGGGCCUAGAUAAAGGGGACAGGCCGCACACCUAUUUUGGACCAGAAGCCUCUGCCAGUAAAUUCAAGCUGCUACACCCGGACUUCAUCAGCUACCUGACAGAAAGGUUCUUGAAAUCAAAGUUGAUUAACACAAAUUUUGGAGACCUAUAUAUGCCUAGUACCGGGGCUCUCAUGCUGCUGACAGCUUUGCAUACCUGUGACCAGGUCAGUGCCUAUGGAUUCAUCACAAGCAACUACUGGAAAUUUUCCGACCACUAUUUCGAACGAAAAAUGAAGCCACUGAUAUUUUAUGCAAACCACGAUCUGUCCCUGGAAGCUGCCCUGUGGAGGGACCUGCACAAGGCCGGCAUCCUUCAGCUGUACCAGCGCUGA
Pan troglodytes (chimpanzee) is the source of this 1122-nucleotide messenger RNA. It is a transcript of the gene ST6GALNAC2, whose product is annotated as ST6 N-acetylgalactosaminide alpha-2,6-sialyltransferase 2. Gene Ontology annotation, biological process: protein O-linked glycosylation. The record is from RefSeq and is marked validated. Gene Ontology annotation, molecular function: alpha-N-acetylgalactosaminide alpha-2,6-sialyltransferase activity. Lineage: Eukaryota; Metazoa; Chordata; Mammalia; Primates; Hominidae.